AUGAACCAUAAUGAUUUAUACCCUUUACAACAGAGCGAUGAGUUGAUAUGUCAGAUCUCAAAAUCUUGUGAACAAUUACAACAAAAAGAGCCAGAUAAUCAACAACAUAUUGUCCCAGAAAUUCAACCUUUUAGCAUUGAUGAUUUUAAACCUAUCUUUAAUAUGGAUCAUCCUUCUAGCUACUCAUCAGCUAAUAAGACCCCAAAGAAAGAUAAUCCAUCAAGUCAAAGAGCUGAUGAAAGUAAGAAGAAAAUGGUUGUAAGAAGAGAUGUUGAGAGGCAAAGAAGGCAAGAAAUGGCGAAUCUUCAUGCCUUGCUUCGAUCACUUCUGCCUCUUGAAUAUAUCAAGGGAAAGAGAUCAGUAUCUGACCAUAUGAAUGAAGCAACUAAGUACAUAAAGAAUCUACAAAAAAUGAUUGUAGAAAUGAAAGAUAAGAAAGAUGAGUUAAACAGAUUGUCUAUCAACAAUUCCAAAUCUAUAUCUGUUAUUCCUAGACUGAUAAACAGCUUUUCGCAGCCGGAUUUUGCUACGGUGCGGCCAUGUGUUUCAGGUUUGGAAGUUGUUAUUAGUAGUGAUGGGUUAUUACUUCCGCUUUCAAGAGUGCUUCGAGUACUACUCGAAGAUGGACUACUUACAGUUGUUGGUUGUGUUACGACUAGGGUAAAUGAGAAAUCACUACACACAAUUCAGAUUGAGGUACGCGAUCAUACACGAAUCAAUACUGCAGAACUGCAACAAAAGCUGAUUGGUUUGGUUUAG
Molecule: messenger RNA, 759 nt
Organism: Papaver somniferum (opium poppy)
Lineage: Eukaryota; Viridiplantae; Streptophyta; Magnoliopsida; Ranunculales; Papaveraceae
Product: transcription factor bHLH120-like
Exons: 3
Coding region: 1-759 (252 amino acids)
Biological process (GO): regulation of transcription by RNA polymerase II
Cellular component (GO): RNA polymerase II transcription regulator complex
Molecular function (GO): DNA-binding transcription factor activity, RNA polymerase II-specific; protein dimerization activity; RNA polymerase II transcription regulatory region sequence-specific DNA binding
Source: RefSeq, a predicted model, not a curated record